UCUGUCUCUCUUCCCUCUCUCUCUCUCUCUCUCUCUCUCUCUCUCGUUGUGCAGCCUACCAGGAAAUAUGGAAGCGUGUUUGAGGCGAUCGGGGAAACGACUGCUUAACCCCUCGUCGCUUUCGUCUUCCUCCAGAUCCACCUACCCUCUCUCUUCCGGCUAUUGGGUCGAUUCUAUUCGCAAUGUGUCGACCGUUUCCAUCAAGGGCGCCGGUAAUAUUGUCCGCAAGGGUACUGGAGGGAGAUCGUCUGUUAGUGGCAUUGUUGCGACUGUGUUUGGAGCUACUGGAUUUCUUGGUCGCUAUGUUGUUCAGCAGCUCGCUAAAAUGGGAUCUCAAGUUUUGGUACCUUUUAGAGGUUCUGAGGAUUCCCAUAGGCACCUCAAGUUGAUGGGUGAUUUAGGACAGAUAGUACCAAUGAAGUACAAUCCAAGAGAUGAGAAGUCAAUUAAAGCUGUGAUGGCUAAGGCAAAUAUUGUUCUUAAUCUCAUUGGCAGGGAAUAUGAGACCAGAAACUAUAGCUUUGAAGAAGUACACCAUUCAAUGGCGGAACAUUUGGCAGUGAUUGCGAAAGAACAUGGUGGCAUAAUGAGAUUCAUUCAAAUGUCAUGCUUAGGAGCAUCUGCUUCAUCUCCUUCUAGAAUGUUGAGAACAAAGGCUGCCUCUGAAGAAUCUGUGCUUCGAGUCUUUCCUGAGGCAACAAUUAUGAGACCAAGUACUGUUAUUGGCACAGAAGAUCGAGUUCUGAAUAGAUGGGCCCAAUUUGUAAAAAAGUGGGGCUUCCUUCCGCUCAUUGGUGAUGGAUCUACAAAGAUUCAGCCAGUUUAUGUUGUAGAUGUGGCUGGUGCUAUUGUAGCUUCCUUAAAAGAUGAUGGUAGCAGCAUGGGCAAAGUCUAUGAGCUUGGCGGGCCAGAGAUCUUUACUGUACAUGAGCUGGCGGAGCUAAUGUUUGACAUGAUCCGUGAAUGGCCACGAUAUGUUAAUGUUCCUUUUCCAAUAGCAAAGGCUAUUGCUUCUCCUCGGGAAUUCUUGCUGAAUAAAGUUCCAUUCCCUUUGCCAACUCCAGUUAUAUUCAAUCUGGAUCAUAUCAAUGCACUUACAAUGGAUGCAGUAGUAUCCGAAAAUGCUUUGACAUUCAACGAUCUUGGCAUAGUUCCUCGCAAACUGAAAGGAUACCCAGUGGAGUUCCUCUCUUCUUAUCGCAAGGGCGGUCCUUCUUUCGGUGCUACUGUUAGUGAAAAAAUGAACAGCUCCGACAUUUAGAAUUUGUGUCUGCCUUUCUGGUUUCUUAAACAUAAAGAGCUAUGGAUUUGUUAUCUUGAUAAUCUACCCUACUGCCUAUGAGAAAAGCAUCUGCUGCUUCUGCUUCUUCCAAUGGUAGCUGACUUCUAUUAGCUAAGGAAGCAAUUUAUGCUUCGUUUGGGACGGCUUUCUUACUGCUUCUUAAAGCGAUUUUUAGUACAAAAAUUUUAAUUUUUGUAUUAGAAAGCAGCGUUAAGAAGCUGUUAAAAAGCCAUCCCAAAUGGAGGUUUAAUUUUCUGUAAUAAGCUGCGCGCAUCUUGAGAUUAGUGGCGAUUAUUUCUUUCUUCCAUUAGCUGAAAUCAAUGUGUAAACCAGUUGAUUCAUGGUGAAUCUGCUUGGGCAGCAGGCUCUUCUAUCCUGACAUGUAUUUUUUUUCUUUUAUUCAGUUUCGGCUCUUUUGAUUGCUGCUAUUGUUUUUAUGACUAUUACGAUAAAGAGAAAGUUGAUAAAAAAUGUUGGUUUGAUCGUUAUGAUUA
Molecule: messenger RNA, 1776 nt
Organism: Dendrobium catenatum
Lineage: Eukaryota; Viridiplantae; Streptophyta; Magnoliopsida; Asparagales; Orchidaceae
Product: NADH dehydrogenase [ubiquinone] 1 alpha subcomplex subunit 9, mitochondrial
Exons: 12
Coding region: 68-1261 (397 amino acids)
Cellular component (GO): mitochondrion
Molecular function (GO): protein-containing complex binding
Source: RefSeq, a predicted model, not a curated record